Molecule: messenger RNA, 1255 nt
Organism: Trachemys scripta elegans
Lineage: Eukaryota; Metazoa; Chordata; Testudines; Emydidae
Product: gap junction beta-6 protein-like
Exons: 2
Coding region: 134-811 (225 amino acids)
Biological process (GO): cell communication
Cellular component (GO): connexin complex
Source: RefSeq, a predicted model, not a curated record
GAACCUUUAGGUUUUGGAGACAGCGACCGCUGGGACCUGGGGCGCCCACACUGCCAGCAGCCCGGGGCGCUGAUCUCCCUCCGCCACAGGCUCCGCGCGUUGCUGAGACAGGUCAAAGGCCAUAGAAGAGAAGAUGGACUGGGGAACAUUGCAGAAGGUUUUAGGAGGUGUGAACAAACACUCCACCAGUAUUGGGAAGAUCUGGCUCACUGUCCUGUUCAUUUUCCGUGUUAUGAUCCUCGUGGUGGCUGCAGAGAGAGUCUGGGGAGACGAACAAAAUGAUUUUGUCUGUAACACUCUGCAACCGGGAUGCAAAAAUGUUUGCUAUGACUACUUCUUCCCCAUCUCUCACAUUAGACUGUGGUCCCUUCAGCUCAUCUUUGUCUCAACUCCUGCACUUCUGGUGGCCAUGCACAUUGCACACAGACGGCAUGAGAAGAAAAGGCAGCUCACAAGUGGUAAGAAAGUGGAUAUUGAAGAACUGAAUAAACAAAAGUUUCAUAUUCAGGGCCCCUUGUGGUGGACGUACACCUGCAGCAUAUUCUUCAGAAUAAUCUUUGAAGCUGUCUUCAUGUAUGUGUUUUACGUAAUGUAUGAUGGAUACCAAAUGCCUCGCUUACUGAAAUGUAGCACGUCGCCUUGCCCCAACACAGUGGAUUGCUUUGUUUCUCGACCCACUGAGAAAACAAUGUUUACUAUUUUCAUGCUUUCUGUGUCUGGGAUCUGUAUGCUGUUAAAUGUGGCUGAAAUGUGUUAUCUGGUAAUAAAAUUUUGUAUGAAAGCACCUAGGAAACCAGCAAUUUUAAAAUAGCUCCUCACUCAUCAGAAUGUUUCCCCCCCAACUUCAUCAGAAAACAGUGAUGUUUUUCAGGCUAAAUGAAAAUAAAACGUAAACAUAAAAUGUAAUUUAUUUUAAAAAUCUGAUAGCCCCCCCAUGAAACUUACUGAGUUUUUAAAGAUCUUAAAGAUCAUGGAUGUGUGCUGAAUACUCCCUUAGCUGAAUACUCGGAGACCCUGAUCCUGCAAGCUGUAGCUUUUCAAGUUUGCAACUGGUAGAAGAGUAAACCCUGCUGUGAUUCUAGUGUUAAGAAGCCAAUGGAGUGUAAUCAUUUUAAAAAGUGAUACACUUGUGUGCAUUUAGCUGUGGGAGAGGCCAGAGAGGGGAGAUCCAUACGUUCCUAGCAUAUAGCGCGUGUUGCACCAAUCACUUUCAGUCAGGGCCGGCUUUAGGACCUCCAGGGCCCGAUUCGAAUAC